Messenger RNA from Darwinula stevensoni, 312 nucleotides. Lineage: Eukaryota; Metazoa; Arthropoda; Ostracoda; Podocopida; Darwinulidae. The record is from the annotation of a GenBank genome assembly.
CUGAAGCCAAGGACGGUUAGAAACCUAUAAGAGGCCAUGCAGGAGCGCCAUUGAAUCAGUAGAAAUCAUCGAAGCAUCGAAACUACUUCAGAGCAUCCAAGCAUCAUGAUCCUCUCAACGGCUCUUCUCCUCGUCCUCUCUCAACAAGCCUUUUUCGGUCUCGCGGAACCGAAAGGAAUUCAAACGGGGCCCUCGUCCAGGCAAAGUGGGAGUGAUUAUGGUGAAGAGGUGGAGGGAUUCUUUGAGGGGUUAUUUGAUGUAGCCGGCGUGGCUGCCAUUGGAGCUGCAAUAGCCAAGUAUGGCAGCUUUUGA